AUGUCAGAACAAAGAACUUUGGACCGUGAAGAACCAAAUUACUUUGGUGCUGGCCCAGCAUUAUUACCAACUUCAGUUUUACAACAAGCUGCCUAUGAUUUGAUCUCAUAUCAAGGCGAUAACAUUGGAAUUGGAGAAAUUUCACAUCGUUCAAAACCUGCAAUCAAAGUUAUCGAUGACACUAAAGAAAAUUUGACUAGAUUGUUGAAUAUUCCAGACACUCAUGAAGUGUUCUUUAUGCAAGGAGGAGGCACUACUGGAUUCUCAUCAAUUGCCUACAAUUUGACCGCUAACUACGCCAAAAGAACCGGGAAGAAAGGGAAAGCUGCCUAUGCAAUCACUGGAUCUUGGUCCAAGAAAGCUUCCGAAGAGGCUCAAAGAUUAGGCUUUGAUGUGGAUAUUGUCGUCAACACAAAAGGUGAGAAUUUCGGAACCAUUCCACCAUACUCGGAAUGGAAACCAAUUGGAAAAGACGUCUCUUAUUUGUAUAUGUGUGAUAACGAAACGGUGCAUGGUGUUGAAUUUAGUGAUAUUCCAGGUACUGAUUACUUGCCUGAAGGUGUUGAAUUGGUUGCCGACAUGUCCUCGAACAUUUUAUCUAAGGAAAUUGAUAUUAGUAAAUAUGGUUUGAUUAUGGCUGGUGCCCAAAAGAAUAUUGGAUUGGCUGGGUUGACUAUUUACAUUAUUAAAAAGAGUUUGUUGGAUCAAGCUACUGACGAGGAAUUAAAAAGUUUAAAUAUUCCCUUAUCGCCCAUUGCAUUCCAUUACCCAACCGUCGUCAAGAAUAAUUCUGCUUACAAUACAAUUCCAAUUUUUACUUGUUAUAUCUUGAAACUUGUGACUGAUAAAUUGAUUGCAGAUGGGGGUAUCAAGCACACCGAGCAACUCAAUAAGAAGAAAGCAACAAUUUUAUACGAAGCCUUGGAAUCUUAUCCAGACUUUUACAAGUUGCCUGUAUUCAAUUCUCAAGCAAGAUCAAACAUGAAUGUUGUUUUCAGAUUACCUAACGAGGAUUUGGAAGCUAAGUUUAUUGCAGAAGCUGCUAAGAGAAAGUUGGCAGGAUUAAAGGGACACAGAUCAGUUGGUGGUAUGAGAGCUUCUAUAUAUAAUGCUGUUACCUUGAAGAGUGUCCAGUCUCUAGUUGACUUGGUAAAUGAAUUUGCUAAAGCCAAUGCCUAA
This is a messenger RNA of Candida dubliniensis CD36, 1179 nucleotides long. RefSeq names its product O-phospho-L-serine:2-oxoglutarate transaminase (gene SER1). Bases 1 to 1179 code for a protein of 392 amino acids. Gene Ontology annotation, cellular component: cytoplasm. Gene Ontology annotation, biological process: L-serine biosynthetic process. The record is from RefSeq and is a predicted model, not a curated record. NCBI's taxonomy places the organism in Eukaryota, Fungi, Ascomycota, Pichiomycetes, Serinales, Debaryomycetaceae. Gene Ontology annotation, molecular function: pyridoxal phosphate binding; O-phospho-L-serine:2-oxoglutarate transaminase activity. The transcript has a single exon.